This is a messenger RNA of Closterium sp. Naga37s-1, 222 nucleotides long. NCBI's taxonomy places the organism in Eukaryota, Viridiplantae, Streptophyta, Zygnematophyceae, Desmidiales, Closteriaceae. The record is from the annotation of a GenBank genome assembly.
AUGCUCUCUACUCACAGCUUCUGCCUCACCAACCCCUCUGAGAAGGUUGCGGCGGAAAGCAGCUUCGAGGAAGGGAGCAAGAUUGAGUGGUCUUGUGGGUCGGAGGGGAGAUUAGGGGAUGGAGGGGCGGAAAGAGGAUUCGAGCUGGGCGGAGGCAAGGGGGGAGCAGGAGGGGGUCUGGGCGAAGGAAUGGGGGAAAUAGGUGAGGAGCUGGAGGUGUAG